AAAACUCGGCUUUUUAAAAAAACUAGUCUGAACCAAGGAUCUGAACCUUGGGUCUGGAUCCCGGGUCUGAGCUCUAUGUCUAAAUCACGGGUCUGUGCUACAGGUUCUUGUCAAAGCAGGCCUAAGCACCAAAUUGGGUCCUAAAUUUUACGUCCAAGCAAAUUAACAACAAUAUUAAAAUACAAUAAGACUAUCACUCUAACAAGAUAUGUCUGCUUACAAGAACUUUAGAUCUUCGACCAGACUAUUAAAAAAAGAUUUCUAUAAAAUAUUAGGAGUGCCUAAUAAUGCUUUAGAAAGAGAUAUUAAAAAAGCAUAUUAUGAUCUAGCUAAAAAAUAUCACCCUGACACAAAUAAUGAUGCUAAAGCCAAAAUUAAAUUUCAGGAGGUAUCUGAGGCAUAUGAAAUUUUAAGUGAUAAAUCCAAACGCCAACAAUAUGAUCAAUGGGGUUCUGCAACUGAUUUUGGAUCUACGGAUACUCACAAUACAAAUAAUGAAACAUACCCAGGAUUUGAUUUUUCUCAGUUUCACUCUAAUGUUGAUCCUGAGGAAUUAUUUAGAAAGAUAUUUGGUAAUUUUGGCAAUGCUGGAACAGGGAAUCAACAGAGAGGCUUUUCUUUUUCAGAUUUUUCUGAUAGCAUAUUUGGCCAUGAUGCAUCUAAUGAAGUAACAUUAAAUUUAACCUUCCAACAAGCAGCCAGAGGUGUCAAUCAGGAAAUAUAUAUAAAUAUAUUAGAUACAUGUCCUAAAUGUAAAGGAUCAAAAUCAGAACCAGGCUUUAAAUCAAUAACUUGCCCAUAUUGCAAUGGGUCUGGAAUGGAAACUAUUAACACAGGCCCAUUCGUUAUGAGGAGCACCUGCAGGAAAUGUUAUGGAACAACUAAAUUCACUAGUUAUCCUUGUAAGGAAUGUUCCGGAAAGGGUCAAAAUUUGCAAAGAAAGAAAGUAAUGAUCCCCGUCCCUGCAGGCGUUGAAGAUGGCCAAACUUUGCGAAUGAAUAUCGGCAAAAAGGAAGUUUUCAUCAAUUUCAAGGUGGCAAAAAGCGAUUAUUUCAAAAGAGAAGGAGCAGACGUUCACACAGAUACAAUGAUAAGUGUUAGUCAAGCUAUUCUAGGUGGGGUAACACGGAUUCAGGGGAUUUACGAGGAUAUUGAUUUAAAGAUACCCGCAGGAACGUCAUCCGGCCAAACAAUCAGAAUACCGAAAAAAGGAAUGCCCAGAGUACAUAGCUAUGGAAUGGGUGAUCAUUACGUUCAUGUGCAUAUCAAAAUUCCUACACGUUUAUCUGCUCAACAAAAAGCUCUUAUUAGAGCCUACGCUGAAAUCGAAUCGGAUACACCUGGUACUAUCAAAGAUUUUACGAAAACUAAAACAGGCUCGUCUACUGAAAAACCUACCCCAUUCACUACUCAAACAGCGAAUAGUAGCGAUUCUUUAUUAAACAAGAUUAAACAAGCUUUAUUCGGUUGAUUUUUUAAGUUCAAGUCACAUGCAAUACGUGAAUUCCGAUCAAAUUUUGAAAAAUAUACGAGAUGUAGUACAAUAAAUUUAAAUAGAUUCCCAAUACGCCCAUUAAUAAAUAAUUGUACAAAUUUAUUGUUAAAUAUUUUGUUAUUUGUUUUUGGUAUUUUUAUAAAAUUUUGAAUUUUUUUUUAAUUUGCACUAAUAUUUUUAUUUCUCCCCCAAGUCGGAAGGGUGGGAGGAAGAUGGCGUCGGUCGAUAGGGAAGAACGUGGUCGAAUAUUUUAAUAUAUGGGUUUGUUAGUGUUUUUAUAUAAUAAAGUUUUUAUUUUAUCAAUAAAAAAUGAUAAAACACUAAAAUAUUAAAACAAGUAAAUAAAAAUAUGUAAAAAUUUAUUAAAUUACU
Molecule: messenger RNA, 1867 nt
Organism: Gordionus sp. m RMFG-2023
Lineage: Eukaryota; Metazoa; Nematomorpha; Gordioida; Chordodea; Parachordodidae
Product: protein tumorous imaginal discs, mitochondrial-like
Exons: 14
Coding region: 209-1471 (420 amino acids)
Biological process (GO): mitochondrion organization; negative regulation of apoptotic process; response to heat
Cellular component (GO): mitochondrion
Molecular function (GO): heat shock protein binding; ATP binding
Source: RefSeq, a predicted model, not a curated record